This is a messenger RNA of Paraglomus occultum, 318 nucleotides long. NCBI's taxonomy places the organism in Eukaryota, Fungi, Glomeromycota, Glomeromycetes, Paraglomerales, Paraglomeraceae. The record is from the annotation of a GenBank genome assembly.
AUGAGCAAACUUACAUUGGAACAGGCAAAAGCGAAAUGGGAUUACAUUUUUAGGGAUCCUCUAUUGACUUUGACUUCCCUUAGGGAAAAGGGUGUUAAGGGGAACUUUUGUUCAAAUGGCCUUCGAUCUGUCUGUUGGAAGCUAUAUCUUUCCUAUCUUCCGAGUGUAGACACUUCGACGUGGUCAUUAACGCUUAACAAGGAACGCCAACAUUACGCUGAUUUGCGACAGAAGUACAUUACAAGUCCUACCUCCGAGUCAGACUUGGACAACACGAUUGAUUUGAAUGUGAACCACCCUCUGUCUUUGGAUGAAUCC